AUGUUUGGCGUCAGGCAUUCGGAUGUGUCCAUCCAGUGGAAUCCAGUUGUCACUUUAGUGUCAGCUUGCUUUUCUCACCUUGAGGGCGAUGGACAUUGCGAGGAAGGUUUCAGAUGUGUGUCUCGAAUUUCAAAGUUUGGUACCGGCCACUGGGGCCAAGUGGAUCCUGGAAAAGAAAAAAUUGCUGAGGAUGCCAAUUCGGCUCCGGUGUACGAGUGGGGAUGCCCAUUUCAAGGAGAAUGGACCGAGAACAGAUAUGAAAGUGGUCCUGGAGACGACCAGUGCACUGACGAUGGUGAUUGCAUUUGCAUCGCACGUGGAUCUCCAAAUAUGCACACCGAGCUUGAAAGUGGCCACGAAAAGGUCAUCGGCCGAUUUGAGACAGAGUCCAGCAAAGCCAAUCUGGGUCACGAGCCCCAAUUGAUGACUGUCAUUCCACACUACUUCAUGAGAACAAAGGAUGGUGCCCCGUUUGACAUCGAAAAUCCGCACUCCGGCCUCGGCGUUGUGAAAGAGUUCGAUAGAGAGGAGUGGCUCCUCAAGUACAAGGAAGAAGCGCCAAAGAUUCAGGGCGCACUUGACAAGCUUCGAGCAGCAAUCGAUGCAGAGUACCGCAGCAAGGUCCAGGACGGAGCUCCCUUUGUUUGUGAUGGCGCUCAACCUCCUGGAGAAGAGCCAUCCUUGACCAAAGAGCAGACACAGCUGGGUCUCAUGCGAGUACGCCGCUUCCAAGUCCUUGCUGCUGACUGCGUCAACAUGCAGGACACAGCUGCAAAACUUGCUGGCAGACCUGAGGAGGAGUCCUUUGCCCCCUCCGGCAAGACAGAGGGCGGGGAUGAGUUGAAGUGCUACAAAAAGAAGGACUCUGCUGAAUGCCAGCAGAUGAACUGUUACCGUGGUUUCGAGGACCAGGGCUUCCUUGAUCGGCUACAGCUCUACAAAACACAGCUGGACUCUUGCAGUCCGGAGGAGGACACCAAGACGGCAGAAGCAGCGGCUGGAAGCUUGCCCAAAGCUCCAAAGACAGACAAGGGCGCUGCGGGCGCUGCACCGUCUCCGAAGGAGGCAGAGGAGGCAGGCCUGAAGGAGGCGGACAUGAAGGAGGGAGGCAACACGGAAGAGCCGACCGAAGCCACGAAGCCGACCGAAGAACCUGCAGAAGGAAAGCAGCAGUCCGUUCAACCGGCAUUGCUGGGGGCUGCCUUUUGCCAUCCAGGCUGCGCUCACAAGGCCCGAAGAAAGUAUCGGCGCGCCAACUUCCUGUGA
Messenger RNA from Symbiodinium natans, 1266 nucleotides. The record is from the annotation of a GenBank genome assembly. NCBI's taxonomy places the organism in Eukaryota, Dinophyceae, Suessiales, Symbiodiniaceae.